AAAUGGCGGCGCGAGAGGGAUAGAGACUGAAGCUGGGCCCAGUGUGUGCACCUUAUCGUGUAUACAUCACCCUUCAGUGUGUACUGGUCCCUGUAUACACCACCCAGAGUACAGGUACAGUGAUUAAUCAGCAGCCACGUUAUUACUGGAGAUUGUGUUUGAGCUGCCACAGUCUUGAUGCAGAGUCCAACAAUGCAGCCUCCACCACCCCGAUCAUCACCGGGCGAUGGCAGCACCACUGGAGCCCCCCUGAGUGGGGGGGCCCACAAUGUUUUCCGACGGAAUGCUCCCUACAGACGGCCCAAUACCCCCCUGUCAGGGGCCCCUGCUACAUUGCCUCUGCCACCAGUCACUGAUCCAUUUGGACUUGGCCAGCAGAUGCAGGUCAACAGUUCACCGUCACUGCAAAACGCUGUAAAUGGAGGGCUGCCAAACCUGAACCGACUAGCUGGGAGUCAGCUCCCUUGGCCCACAGAUGGAAUGCCUUGUGCGUUGGGGGAGCGACGUGAACCCUAUGGUGCACCAGCUCCCCUCCCCCCUGCACCCCGAUUUGGUGAAGCUGGCCAGUUCUCACCUGCAGCCCCUCUUCAAGGAGCUGAAGCUGGACAGGCCCUACCCCAAGAGCCCUCAUACUUUCAUACGGGGCUAGGCUCAGAGAGUAGUGAGAUGGGGCAGGCACGGCCAGUGGCGCGAAACCCCCAUGGGCAGGAGGGGGGCCAGGAGACCCAUUCCUUUCCUCCCGCUCCACCCACUUUCCUACCACAAUUCCAGCAGAGCUCCUCACAGUGGGCAGUUAGUCAUGGCAGUCGACCUCCGUCCGUCCAGAACUACUUUCAGCCUAGUGACCCCCAGACCCAAGGUUUUGGUGGUUACUGCGCCCCUCAGCCUGUCCCCCUUCAGCAAAGCCAUGCAGCAGGUAGCCACUACCAGCAGCAUCACUCCCCAUCACUGGAAUCCCAGGUGCAAUUUCUUGGAGCCGAGCACCAAGACAUUGCCCAACCAUCUCCAUUCCCCCAACUGCCCCAACACCAGCAGCAUUUCUCUGGCACUGGCUUUGUCCAGUCGGAGGAUUGGCAAUCUGGUCCCCCUCGAGAAGUGUGCCAGCAGCAGGCUAUACCUCACUCUGGACACCAGGCUGACUGUCCUGCCCCACGGUCAGACCCACCGCCUGGGGACUCUGAACCCGGAACCAUCUCCAUGUUUUUCAAAGGGGGUGAAGUGGAGAACAAAGAAACCCUGGUGUCUGAGCAGUCGAGUGCAGUCAGUGCCAGUAUCGGGGAGGCCUUCCAGCCCAGCACCGGACCCUUCUUCAGCGCACAGCCACUGCCAGAGCUGUGCACUGGAAAUGCCGAACCACGGGGCUUAGGCCCGCAACCACCUGUUCCUUGUGGUGUUUACAGCAUCAGUAGCGGAGAACCUGGUGGGGCAGUUGAUUCCACUCAACCCCAUGAUGGAGGGUUGGUGUUAGAAGAUGAUGAGAAUUCUGAAUUUGUCCAGAAUCAGGAGGUCCUGCCCACUGAGCCUGAUAGAACUCCUGUGGCAUUCCAGCCCAUGCCAGGAUUGGUGAACCAAGGGCUGCACGCCAUCAGAAAUGUGAGUGGGGCAGGACCACCACCAAAUCUCGAGACCCCAGACCCUGCACAUCAUCCUCUGCGAUGUGACAGUAUCUCUUCAAAUCACAGCAGUGCCAGUCACAGCAGUGGUUCCAGUCUGCGGAGAUCCCACGCCCAGACAAAUACAUUCAUCCAACAAGAGAGCGGGAAACCUCCCACCGAUUCCCUGAACCGUUUCUUUGAGCAGAUUGACUCCUCCCCGCUGAGUCGAGACCCUUUGCACCCUGGCAGGGAGGCAGAUAGUGCAGGGCGGCCAUUGUACUACAGCCAGCUUUCUCAGUCUCCUGCCCUCAGCUCCCCAAAGCCUAUGACUACCUUCCAAGCCAGUGCCAACAGCUCAUUUGAGCCAGUCAGAUCGCAUGGCCAACUCCCAGUCAAACCUGUUGAAGUGGACCAAGCAAAGAUGGUGAUGGAGUUGAACCAGUCAACAGUGACCACUGUGGGGCAGAGGCAUGGUGCUGGCACAUCGGACAUCUCCCCAGGCAACUUGGAACAGCCACCGGAUAACCUGGAAAACAUCCGCAUGCCCCAGCCUCAUUCAAACCUCUAUGCUGGCGUUGGAACGUCGAAGAGCGUGGCACGGCCUGUACCAGAAGAGUCCCACAAGAGACCGUCCUCGAGGGUGUCUGGUAUCUGGGUGAAAUCUGAGAGCCCUGCAGCCACUCUGUGGGCACAGAGUGAGCUGCCAAGCUUCUCCGCUGGCAUUAUGUUGGCACCAGCUGCUCCGGCAGUGUCAGCAGCCGCCAAGUUGGAAGUGAUACAACCACCCGAAGAUAGCAGUAAGGGUUUGAGCUACCCUGUGCCUCCUGGAAAUAUGGAAAAUCCUCCCCAGGUGGCAGAGGACAGAGCCCAAAAAAAACAGACAGCUCCCAGCUAUGCCACGCUCCUGGUCCCUACUCCGGCCUCACCUACCCCAGCUGUGCUGCUUGCUCGGCCACUUCAGACCUCCCCCCAUAUCCCCAGCCCUGAAUGUCCUCUCCGAGAUCGGGGCGAUGGCCAAAGUGCUGCCUUUGCGAGUCCAGUCCCUCCCAAUCCUGAGCUGGUCACAACAGUCCAAGGAGCAUCACAUGCACAGGCUCCACUGAACCUGGCCGCAAACAGUCGCAUCACCCCUAGAAUGGGCAGCGAAGGGCAGUCAGUGGAUCCUGCUAUCACCACCAGCCCUCCUCCUAGCCAAGACCCUGGUGUGAUUGUAACCUCCCCAACUUCCAAUCUUCAGCCGUCCAGUGACAGUGGCAAGGAUGAAAUGAGAAACAGAGCAUUUGAUCAGCCCAACCCGUCCAUCAAUUGUGAGCUGCUUGAUUUCACGCUGCACAGUACUGUGCCUAAUCAACCCUUAACUAGCAUGAAUCCGGCUGUUUCUCUGCCACUUGGCAGCACCUCACAGCAGUCAGUUCCUUGCCACACAUACACCACAGGGCUCUACAUGAAUGACAAAGCAGGUUUCUACCUGCAGGUCACUGCAGAUGUCCAACAGCAACAGCCAAUCACCACUGUGAGUGGACAGCAGGCAGUGCCACCACUGCCACCAGUGACUCAUGACCAGCGCCAACCAGGGUCAUUGCCAGUCAGUGGGCAGUGCCCGUCGGUCAGUUUUGGGUACCCAGGAUCUGGUCCCACUCAGCCUCCAGCACAGGAGCAGCAUCUGCCAACUCAAGCAGCAGUAACAACAGCAGCUGCCCCCCAACACCCCACCCACCAUGAUGUGAUGCCACAACACCCGUAUCCACCAGGGCAGCCACAUGCAGGUUAUGGUUAUGCCUAUCCAUAUAUGUGCCAGGACUAUGGUGCAGACCCUCAGCAGCCUUAUGUCAUGCCUUACUCAUCGUACCCUACACUGGACCCGAGAGUUGGCCAGCAGAUGUCUUACCCAUUGACGGACUCCAGAGGCAACCAUUCGUAUUACCAGGAUGAUCCAUAUCGCCGUUAUGCCCGAUAUGGCAGAUACGACGUUAAUAACAUGAGUUACAAGGAAUCAGAGAGGGAGAAGACCAGCCGGCCCAGCUCACGAGCAAGUCAGUCUUCCAAUCGACCAACUUCCAGGCAAGGGUGCACCGAAGAUCUGUAUGGUGGAAGAAGUGGACGAGAGGGAUAUCCUGGUUAUUAUCCAGAUUAUUACAACAGCCAAUAUCAGUACAGAGACUCAGCUCAUUGGGAUAGAUAUGACCCAGCUGCCUAUGAUCCUCGAUACAGAGACUACAGGGAAUAUGAAAUGCCAUACUGGUACUAUGGACCUUACCGGGAGCUCUACACCGAUAGGAGGAAUGGAUUUGAGAACCUCUGGCACUACGACCCUCGCUAUGAUGUGAGCUUCGAUGAAGGUAGUCGGCAGGACCUGUACCCUGAUGAGUUUGAUGGGCACAGCACACACAGUGAACAGUCUGUUCACAGCGCACUGAGCUCGCACAGCGUAAGGAGCAGGCGGAGUAGCUUUGGCUCCCGCUCUCAGCAGAGUCAGAUUUACAGGAGUCAGCAGGACUUGACUGUUGAAGCACCAGCUCACGCAGCCAGCACAGAUUACACUUAUGGGCAGUAUUCUCAAAGCACAGUACAUCCAGGCUACUCGGAUUAUCAGUACAGAUAUCCAACAGAAACAGAUUGGCAGCCAUUGGAGAAAGCUCCACCAAGACCAGUGACCCCUGAGAAGUUCACAGUUCCUCAUCUUUGUGUCCGGUUCAGUCCCGGUGGACAGUUGCUGAAAGUGUUGCCCAACCUCCCUUCAGAAGGACAACCUGCUUUGGUGGAGCUGCACAGUCUGGAGAUGAUACUGCAGCACAUGCCUGAACAAGAGGAUCUGAAGAAGUUCCCAGGGCCACUGGUGAAGGAAGAGACUCAUAAAGUUGACGUUAUCAGUUUUGCUCAAAACAAAGCCACGGAAUGCCUGAGGAAUGACGAACUUCUGGAUAAAGAGUCUGCCAGCCUGUUGUGGGAACUGAUUGUGCUGCUGUGCAGGCAGAAUGGGACAGUGAUUGGUACGGAUAUUGCUGAACUCCUACUGCGGGAACAUCGGUCGGUUUGGCUUCCUGGCAAAUCGCCCAAUGAAGCAAACCUUAUUGACUUCAACAAUGACUUGGUUCCACGUGCGGAGGAUGAGUCUUGCCUCUUCACAGACAGCUUCCUCGAUGGUAACACCACAGAAAACCCUGCCAAGGACACAGAGCGCUUCCGCGAACUGCUGCUCUUCGGCCGCAAGAAGGAUGCCUUGGAGUCAGCCAUGAAGCAUGGCCUGUGGGGUCAUGCUUUGUUACUGGCCAGCAAAAUGGACAGUCGGACCCAUGCAAAGGUUAUGACCAGGUUUGCCAACAGUCUGCCCAUCAAUGACCCUCUGCAGACAGUAUACCAGCUGAUGUCUGGGCGCAUGCCAGCUGCAGCCACGUGUUGUGGAGAUGAGAGGUGGGGGGAUUGGCGACCUCACCUAGCCAUGGUGCUGUCCAACCUUUCCAAUGGGCCUGACCUGGACAGGAAAACCAUCACGACUAUGGGCGACACACUCGCUACCAAGGGGCUGUUGGAUGCCUCUCAUUUCUGCUAUCUAAUGGCACAAGUUGGAUUUGGAGUGUACACCAGAAAGACCACCAAACUAGUUCUGAUUGGCUCAAACCACAGCUGGUCCUUUCUGAAGUUUGCUUCAAAUGGGGCCAUCCAGCGCACAGAGGCAUACGAGUACGCACAGGCGCUAGGCAACCAAGUCUGCUUCCUCCCUAACUUCCAGGUAUUUAAGUUUAUUUAUGCCUGCAGACUGGCUGAGAUGGGUUUAGCAGCACAAGCAUUUCACUACUGCGAGGUCAUUGCAAGGACUGUUCUCAAGAAUCCAGUGUAUUACUCAGCAGUGUUUUUGAGCCAGCUUAUUCAGAUUUCCACCCGGUUGCGAUUCUUUGACCCUCAGUUGAAGGAGCGGUCAGAGCAGGAGUUGCAUGUGGAGCCAGAUUGGAUUAAACACCUCCGACAAAUUGAAAAUCAGUUGAAGGACGGUGCACUUGUUUGUAGGUCGGGCAGAACUACACCUCAGCCUUUCUGUUCCAGCACUCCCAGUUCAGAGUAUGACCAGGUCAGCCAGUCAGAUGGGCAAGUCGCAGGCUCUCAUGAGGAGGCCUUGGGCAUGGACAAUCCACUGAUGACAUCUUUCACUGCAGACACAGGGAUGCCAGGAAUGGCCGGAGUGCAGCUCAUGCCACCAGCCCCUCCUCACGCCGUAUUGGAUGGCAGGCCAACAGCAGCCCCUCCCCUCCAGCCGAUGAUGGACAGUGGAAUCCCCAUGUACUCACCCACCCAAGCCUCGCCUGGCUUCCCAGGACAGUCUCCCCACUCUGCCUUCAAGCAGACUUUUGAGCCAGCUAAAGGCCCCCUUUCUACAGCCCCACCUGGAUCGCCCCUGGGGCUCCCCUCAGAGAUUCUGCAGACUGUGCCGGAGCAACAGGUGCCUGAGAACACAGAAUGUAAUUCCGUCAAUCAUCAGAUGUCUCCUAAAAGAUCCAGCUUUGGGGAAAGUGGACAUCAGGAUUUCUAUGAUCACAUGGUCAAAAUGGCUUCUGGAAGAAGAUCGAGGUCAACGUCUCAGUCGUCUUUGCACAUGCCCUAUGGGAGACGCUCGCGAACUACCUCUGAGUCAUCUGUCCACAGCAUGGGCCGAGAGAGGCAUCCCUCUGCAGCUAACCAGUCAACGCUUCCACCUCCAUCAGAGACCAUUGCCAACACAGCUCCGGAAACAAAAAAAGAACCCAGACGGAAGGAACCAGAGACCAAAAAGGGUGGUUGGUUGAGCUGGCUGCGGCCCAGCAAGAAGACUGAAGCCCAUUUACCAGAUGACAAAAAUAAAUCGAUUGUGUGGGAUGAGAAGAAGCAACGAUGGGUGAAUCUGAAUGAACCUGAGGAGGAGAGCAAGCCUCUUCCUCCUCCGCCAAGUUUCCCAGUGACAGCCCCUACACCUGCCUCAAGUUCCACUCCUUCAGCCGCACCAGCACCCUCAGGUGGCCCUCCACCUCGGAACAGGUUCUCCAUGAAAGCAGGCACAAAAGGUCGAUAUGUGGAUGUCCUGAAUCCCAGUGGAUCACGGCCUGGUGGAGUUCUGAUGCCCCCAGUGGACCUGUUUGCCCCCUUGGCACCAAUGCCAAUCCCUACCAACCUCUUUGUGCCGAUGCCAGGUGAGGGAUCUCAACCUCCUGAAGGAAACCCAGCAGAGAUCUCUCAGCCUGUGGAACAGGCAAAUCUUGAGGCAACUGCACAGCCCCAGAUAUUUAACCCGAUACCAAAUGCUGAUUCUUCACCAUCCGAGCCUGUCAGUUUGCAGCAUGGAGAGACUGCUGCUCAGCCUGUGCAUGGCGGCCCUGCAUCAGGAGCCGUUCCAUUUUACAACCCUGCACAGUUCCCCCAACCCUCGGCAGGAACGUCCGGCUCUCGACCAGGAAGGUUCGGGCAAAGGAAAUAUCCAACAUUAAACUGAAAGUCUUAGAAUGAAUUCUGAAAUGAAUGGAAUUUUCAACCCCUUCUGGGGACAGUGCAAGUAAUGUGCUGUGAUGUUUGCAGUUACAAAUUAUUAAACUGGAGUGGUGUGUCAUUUAAAUAGUUCUUGCCCUCCAGAAAUGCCAAUAAUUACAAAUUCUUCUGAGGGUGAAUUGAAAUCUGAAGGAAAUGUAAUUGUUUAUCCCUGGUUUAUUGAUUAAAUAAUAAAAUCCAGUCUAACAGCAGCUGUAGCUACAUGACAUAAAUUACAAUGCAACAUGAUCUAAGAAUAAAACACACCCUCCAAAAGUGACUGUAAAUGUCAGAGCAUCUGUUGCAAGGUGGAAUUGGUGUCGACCAGAUCCUGGCACAUCCACAAAGACGUUCAGCACCAAGUGAUUCUUUAAUUCUAUAACUGUUCCAUUUUAAAUGAGAAAAGUUUGUUUUGGGAUGGGGGGGUGGGGUUAGGUUGGGUUAAGGGCAGAGAAAUGCUGGAAGAUUGACCCUGAUGAUUUGUAUUUAGAUAAUAUAUAUAAAAGGCUGCUGUAAGAGUAUUGUAUAGCCAGACCCAUCUGUUGUACAUUAAUACAUUAAAAUAUCUGGAGGACUGUGUGAAUAAAUAUUAACAUGUGCAAUAUCAAUGCUAUCUUUCUCUUAUUCUGGGAGAAGAUCCAACGGACAUGGGAGAAGAGAACGUGCAGAUGAGCUGGGAGGGGCUUGGCCCCCUUGAAAGAUUAUGCCCCCUGCACCCUGUCUCUUUCAAACAGUAUUCUGAAGUUGCUUUAUCCAACUGCAAUAUUUGAAAUCGCCACAGAAAUGCAGUGUAAUUUGGGAAUAACUUUGUACAGAAUGAAAUCUGAUCUCAAAGCCCUCAAAUAAUGUGAUUCUGCCCCCAAUAUCACUUUAUAGUCUUUAACUGUACUGCACCUCUAUCCCGUGUAGCUUAGUACCCUCUGAACCCCUCAUGUAGACUGCACAAUAUUUCAGAUUCAGAUUCUUCUCUUGGCUGAGAAGUUUAUUUUCUUGUUUUAAGGAUGCACACUGUAAAUUGUUGAAAGGAAAUAAAAUAUUUUGUGUUCUGGAACAUUUUCAA
This is a messenger RNA of Chiloscyllium plagiosum (whitespotted bambooshark), 8145 nucleotides long. The record is from RefSeq and is a predicted model, not a curated record. Lineage: Eukaryota; Metazoa; Chordata; Chondrichthyes; Orectolobiformes; Hemiscylliidae.